Chondrus crispus (carragheen) is the source of this 2518-nucleotide messenger RNA. Its product is annotated as TPR repeat-containing protein. Gene Ontology annotation, molecular function: mRNA binding; protein binding; single-stranded RNA binding. The transcript is spliced from 2 exons. The record is from RefSeq and is a predicted model, not a curated record. Lineage: Eukaryota; Rhodophyta; Florideophyceae; Gigartinales; Gigartinaceae. Gene Ontology annotation, biological process: mRNA processing; regulation of translation. The coding region runs from base 1 to 2436 and encodes 811 amino acids.
AUGCUCGUCAAGUACGAGGACAAGUGCACCACCUCCGUGCCCCACAUGGUCGACUUGCUGUACGAGGCCGUCCUGGCCUGCCCCAAGGACGUGUCGCUGCGCCUGCACCUCGCCAAACUGGAGGAGCGCCGCAGUGGGCUCGCCGCGGCUCGCGCCGUCCUCAAGCCGGUGGGGGCCGCCCCAGACGACAAUAUCUUGCGCGCCAUGGCCAAGCUCGAGACCGACGCCCGCGACCACGAAAAGGCUAGGGCCUACUAUCGCCAGGCCGCAGACGCUGAAGCCUUGCAGUCUGGCAACUCCUCCCCGUACAACACAUCCGCUCCCGUCUCCCCGCCCAAGCGCAAGCCCACCCGCAAAGGGAAGACCGUCAAGUCGCUCCACGCCUGGGCCUUGAUGGAGGCCCGCCUGGGCAACCUCACCGCUGCUCGAGAGAUCCUCGAGGAGGCCAAGGCCAUCACGGAGCACGACUCGGCUAUUUGGCGCGCUAUCGGCGAACUCGAGGGACGCGACCGCAACUUUGAAAAGGCUCGCACGGCCUUCCAGAAUGCCAUCGCCAUCGACCCGCAUGAUGCCCGCCUCUUCCUCGCCUGGGGCAAGAUUGAAGCCCUCGCUGGCGACUUGGACCGCGCAGAGAUGCUCAUCGACAGAGUCGCAAACGCAGGCCCCAAGGGCACCGCCCCGACCCUGGCACCGUCGCAAACGCAAAAAAUGAUGCCUUCCGGAGGAGGCACCUCUGCCUCUCGAGCUACUGCCAAUCCCAAGCCCUCCAGAUUUCAGAAUAACAUCAAUAACAAUACCAACGUGGCUCUCACCCCACACCUCCUCGCCGACGCGUUGCGAGAGCGCGCCAUUCUCGCCGCCCGUAACGGCCAGCUUGAUGACUCUGUCACCCUGCUGACACGAGCAUCUCAAAUCGAGCCGGACUGCGCCACCGGCUGGCGCCUCCUGGCCUCGCAGCAGCUGCGCGUCAAGGGCAUCGUCAGCGCGCGCGAAGUGUACAGAACAGGGCUGCAGCGCGUGGCGCAGUCCGCCAAGCCUAAGCUGCUGCACUGGUGGGGCCAGGACGAGCGGAGCGCCGGCGACAUAGACGCCGCCCGUGAGCGCUUUCGCCUCGCCACUUGCGCCAACUCGGAUUACAUGUCGGCGUGGAUGAGCUGGGGCCUGCUGGAAAAGAGCGAGGGCAACAUCGCGGAGGCUUGCGACAUCUUCGAGCAAGCGUCGAAACGAGCCGAGCGCGACCUUGUGCGAUCCCCGUUCAUCUUCCAGGCGUGGGGUCGGGUCGAGGAGCUUGAGCGGGGACGUGCGGAAUACGCGAGUCAAAUAUUCCGUCGAGGUACCAACCUCGUCCCCACAUCCGGCCCUUUGUGGUCGGCCUGGGGGCUUCUGGAGGAACGACGAGGGAAUAUUGAGAAGGCUCGCGAGCUGUUUGCGAAAUCGUCAACCACGGAUCCGACACAUGGAUCGGCAUGGCACAGCUGGGCUCUGCUAGAAGCGCGCCGGUGCAACUACGAGCGAGCGAGCGAGCUUUUCAAAAAGGGCAACGAGAACGACGCGAGCAAUGCGUCAUUGCUGGCUUCGUGGGCGAUGAUGGAGAACAAGGAGCUUGGAAACAUAAGCCGAAGCAGGGACCUGUUCGAAAGGGCAGUGACCGCGGAUCCUUACUUUGCGCCCGCAUGGCACGCUUGGGGGUGUCUGGAAAUGACGGCGGGAUCCCUUGAGAAAGCGCAGCAGCUUUUCCAAAAGGCAAUUGAGGUACGCCCGGACGACCCAUCCCCGUGGCACACGCUCGGGGUGCUGGAAUCCGAGCACCGACAUGAUCACAAGGCAGCAAUCAAGCACUGGAAGCGAGCGAUUGAAGUAGAGCCUGGCCACGCACUGAGUUACCAGGCGUGGGCGCUGUUGGAGGGGAAUAAGAAUGGCAAUCUCGAGGAAGCGCGCCGACUGUUUGAAUACGCGAUGCAAGAAGCGAAACUCAAGCAGGCGGACAUGGCGAUGCUACUGCAGUCCUGGGCAUCCCUGGAAGAGCAGCAUGGAGAGUUUGACCAAGCCCGCAAGCUGCUCCGCAAAGGACUGGAGGUGGACCGGCGCCGCGCAGAGACCUGGCAGAGUCUAGCGCUCGUGGAGAAGGCACGGGGCAACCGCGAAGUGGCUAAGCGGCUGCUAGCUGACGGCGUGGAGUCGACGUCGCCCUUGUCCGGCGCCGCGACCUUGUACGUGAUCUGGGCGAAAAUGGAGGCGGAGGAGGGCAACAUCGGCGAGGCGAGGGACCUCUUCGCGGCGGGCGUCCGUGUCAACCCUAGCAACGUCAAAACUUGGAAUGCGUACGCCGCUGCGGAGAACAAGUACGGCGAUGCGAGCCGAGCCGCGGAGAUUAAGUCCACCUGUGGCGCGCUGUUUGUUAGGCAGGAUAACGCGAAUGAGGACUUCAAAUUGUAAAUGUAGGUGCGAAGGGGCAUGUCGUAGAUUCUAAUCUACGUUAUCAUAACAUAAAAAAUCUGCGAAUUUUAUUUCUUUUCAA